Symsagittifera roscoffensis is the source of this 1207-nucleotide messenger RNA. RefSeq names its product ankyrin repeat domain-containing protein 66-like. Bases 346 to 1029 code for a protein of 227 amino acids. Gene Ontology annotation, cellular component: nucleus. Gene Ontology annotation, molecular function: protein binding. The record is from RefSeq and is a predicted model, not a curated record. The transcript is spliced from 5 exons. NCBI's taxonomy places the organism in Eukaryota, Metazoa, Xenacoelomorpha, Acoela, Convolutidae.
ACAAAACAAAUCGCAUACACCAAGCUCAGUAUUAGAAAAGCACCAGCAUUAAUACCAAAAAUUCAAUUUAGCUUAGAAUUAAAUAAGAUCUCAAAUCUUCUUGUCAAAUAUAUGUUUACACUUCCAGUUAUUGAUUUCAAAUUUUAAAUUAUUACUGAUCGCGUGCAAAGAGAAGACAAUUUGCUGACUCAAGAACGCAACACUGGUUGCGAUCUGUUUAGAAAAGCGUGCGGGUAAAAACAAAAAAGAGCAGCAUUUGGAACCACACUUAAAUUACCACAAAAACGGGAAGUUUGCAAAUUACAUUCAAAAGCGUGAACAAGAAGUGGCCAAUUGAAAGCGACGAUGAGUGAGCUGCAUGAACUAGUGUGUCAGAAUGACUACGACAGACUAGAAGAUGAAGUAAAGAAGGGAAAGCAUGACGUGAAUGCGAGGGACGAAGAAUGGGGAUACAGACACGCGCUGCACUGGGCAGCUCAAAAAGGAUUUAGCGAGUGCAUACGCCUGCUCGUGGAGUAUGGGGCGUGGCCAUAUGCAAGAGACUACAGGGGAUGGACUGCUGCCCACUAUGCCGCAGAAGCCGGAAAAUUACCAGUUCUCAGGACUCUACUGGCGGUGAAGUGUCCUUUACACCACAAAGACAAGUGGGGUAUGUCUCCCUAUGACGUAGCGCUCGUCUAUGGACACAAGGAGUGUGCCAGCUACAUAAUGCAAUUUAUUGAAGAAAUAUCGGAGCUGAGGCAGAAAUUCCGCGCGCCUUCUGCGACCCCCAAGAAGAAGUUGAGCAAAGCGAGUCGAGUGACUAUCUUGGAGGAUGAAACGUCUAAAGAAGAGACGCAACAACAGCAGAGUACUGGCCCACAACAACAACUGCAGUUUGACGAAAGCGUGGCUAGCACUGAAGAGGUGUUUGAGUUUGACAAGGACGAUCCGAAUUGGAAGACUUUCUUCAAUUUGGAGUGGGGAAACGAAGAAUUUGAAGGAGCCACGACUAAUUUGUACAUUCCUUACCUCAUGACAGGCGCCUAGCUAUCAUUAGAACUGUAGCCUAGUUCAUAAUGAUAAAAUUACAGUUUCUUCUACUUCUUUCCAUUAGGAUUGCAUGGUAUAGAUUGAUUGCUCCUUUCAAGUGUCAAGAAACGAAGUUAGGUUGUGGUUUUUUUUCAGGAAUAAAUCCUAAAAUUCGAUCACGUUUAUUUUUGACUCU